Messenger RNA from Aspergillus versicolor CBS 583.65, 1670 nucleotides. RefSeq names its product WKF domain-containing protein. The transcript has a single exon. Bases 120 to 1361 code for a protein of 413 amino acids. The record is from RefSeq and is a predicted model, not a curated record. Lineage: Eukaryota; Fungi; Ascomycota; Eurotiomycetes; Eurotiales; Aspergillaceae.
GGAAACCGCACACCUUUGGGCGUCAAUAUCUCUAUCUAUAUAUUAAAGCUAAACCCUAAAACCUCGCGCGACUCGAAACCAAAACCAAAACCCAGAUAUACCACCCAAUCACUGCCGCAAUGGCAGAAGAGAAAAAGUCGCGGUCGAAGCGGACCAGCUCCAAGUCCAAGCGCACCAGGGACGUCGAGACUGAUGUUGACGCCGAUGUCAACAUGAAAGAUAUGGAUGCGAAGCAAGAAGAGGAUAGCAAGGAAGACGCUACUGAGAAUGGCAAAUCCAGUGGUGACAAGAAACAGCGCCGGAGCAAGAAGCGGAGACUCGGCGAAGAUGAACAGGAGCAGGAUGGAACGACUACGUCGGUGAAUGGGGAGGUAAAUGAGGGAGAGGAGGAGCGCAAGAAAAAGAAGAAGAAGAAGGUUUCUUUUUCAACGGAGGCUAAGGUGAAAUCCCCGUCUCCGUCGCCAAUGGAGGAGGAUGAGGAAGCGGAGGCAGACAACGAGAACGCGGGUGCGAGCAAAAAGGAGAAGAAAAAGAAAAAGAAGGAAAAGAGCAAAAAGAAUGCAGAAGGCUCUACGAAUAAUGACUCGACAAGUUCAGGAUCCAAAAAUGGCGAUUCACCUGUCCUUGCCUAUCUUGAUCAAUACCAUAACGACCGGCCAGCGUGGAAAUUCCAAAAAAUCCGCGAGAUACAGCUCUUCAAGCAUAUUCUGUCGCUGGAGCAUGUUCCCACCGCAUAUGAGGCAGCUCUCCUUUCCUACCUGCAAGGAUUGAGGGGCGACGCGGCUAAGCAACGCUUACGCGAGAUAGCCCAGGCCGCUGUGAAGGCGGAUGUAGAGGAAACAAAGGAGACCAACGUCGACAAUGCUGAAAAGUCGUCUGAUGAACCGGCGCCGUCACCCACGGUAAAUUAUAGGAAAGCCAUCUACGCUUUGCGAACAAAGUUGACUGAGGGGGAAUUGACCGAGGAUCUGGGCGAGUCUUUUGAGCAGCUGGAUACAGAGAUGCUCGAAAGGUUCCGAAAGAGGCGACGUGCAGAGAUUGUACUAUUUGCUGUUGACGGAAGGGUCUUCACCAUGUCGAAUCUGAAGGCGCCACCGCAGAAGGGCAAGAACGCCCAGAACCAGUCCGCGAAUAAAAAGAAGAAGAAUCGAACUGCUUUUGUGGACAUCUCGAGCAGCAGCGAGAGCGACAGCGAAGACGACGAAAAAGCGCAAAAGAAGUCGAAGAAGGAACAGCCAGUCCAAAGCAAACCUGCUAAUAAGAAGAAGAAGAACAGAACGGCUGUCGUGGAGAUUUCAAGCAGCGAGAGUGAAAGCUCCUCUUCAUCCGAUUCAAGCAGUGACAGCGAUUCGGACAGCUAGGCUCAUCUUCAUCUUCGUCAUCAUAAUUAUCAGAGGUCGUACUUGCCCCAUCCUGCCAUUUUCCGGCUCGAGUUACCACUUCCUAUUGAUAUAUUACCACUCUUAACCCACUUCUGGAGUGCCAAAAGUUCUGAUAUCCUGAUAGCAUCACGGCGUUCUCAUAUUUGGUGCCCAUCUAACCAACGGUUCUGGCGUAAAUUUGUUGUUUUUAGACGCAAAAAAUAACGAUAGAAAUCACCCACAUCAAAUGUAUAUAUUCAUCAGAAAAACAUUAAUUCGUAGACAGAUAUCUAUAUCUAUAGAUCGAGC